AGUACAGUAGGUGGAGUCACGCGGGCGGGGUCACAUGACCGCAGCCCCUGUACAGUAGGCUCCCAACAUGGCAGCCGCGGCCGCAGGGGGAGCUGGCGCCUGCAGCGCUCGGACCUAGGGCCGCCCCCCGCUCUCCCCCUCGGGACCGGCGCAGCGGCGGCCCCAGUGCCGCGGGCGGAAGGAGCGGCCGGGAGCCUCCGAGCCGGCUGCACCCCAUCGCGUGCGACAUGAGGGAGAAGGGCCGCAGGAAGAAGGGCAGGACCUGGGCAGAGGCCGCCAGAACGUAGGGCUCUGUAGCUGCUGACUGGUUAACAGUGACUCUUCUCAGGACAAGGGCUGAGGAACUCUGCUAGUUGAAUAAAGGAAUUCAUGAAUGUGAACCAGAUGCCACAUACAGCAAGAGUCUUGUGGCUCUUCUCUGAACCUUCUCCAAUUUAUCAACAUCUUUUUGAAUUGUGGACACCAGAACGGGACACAGUAUUCCAGCAAUUUUUGCACCGGUGCCGCCACUAAGAGACUUCAUCAGUGACACAAAAUGAUCUCCUUUCUUCCAUCCCGCUAUAAGUGAUGUGUGGACAUACAAGUUCUUGAAGGCUUUUCUCGCUACAAGGGCUUCUUAACAGGAACACUUUGGAACAGAACACACAGUGUGUCCCUCCUUUUUAAAUUAUUUUUCAGUGUGUUUGCAGCAAAUGGUUGUUUUUUUUAAUGUCCUAGUUUUAGUCCUCAUAUCAGCCAAUAGUGCUGCUCAAUAUCUUUCCAGAGAAACACAUCCUGUAAGAAAACCAACAUGUUCUUAAAUCGUAGUGAGGUCCUGGAGAAAUAUCCCAACACACCUAUGAGCCAUAAAGAGAUUCUUCAAGUUAUCCAGAAAGAAGGACUGAAAGAAAUCAGUGGGACUUCUCCUCUUGCAUGUCUGAAUGCUAUGCUGCAUACAAACUCCCGAGGGGAAGAGGGCAUUUUCUAUAAGGUCCCAGGGAGAAUGGGAGUGUACACACUGAAGAAGGAUGUUCCAGACGGAUUAAAAGAGCUGUCUGACGGCUCAGAAGAGAGCAGUGACGCGCAGUCAGACUCUCACAGCUCGGAGAACAGUAGCAGCAGCAGGAGUAGCAGUGAUGGUGGCAGUAACAAAGACAGGAAGAAAAGCAGAUGGAAAAGGAAAGUACCGUCUAGACUGUCACAGACAUGCUCCCCGCCAUCAGGCUGCCCAUCUCCUUCCAUCCCAGCGGGUAAAGUCAUCUCGCCAUCCCAGAAGCACAGCAAGAAGGCACUCAAACAGGCCCUGAAGCAGCAGCAGCAGCAGCAAUGCAGAGCAGGCAUGCCUGUGCCCUCUAACCAGCAUCUUCUACUCAAGACGGUGAAGGCAGCCAGUGACUCCACACCUGCUAAACCUGUUUCCUGUACAGCUUGGGAAGGAAGGCAAUCAGAUGGACAAUCAAGCAGCCCUCAGAACUCCACCUCCAGCUCCUCUCCCUCUGUUAAGGCUGAUAAUUCCCUGCCAGGCUUGGGGAAGAAACCAUUCCAGAGAUCUGACAGACUCCAUGCAAGGCAGCUGAAGAGGACGAAAUGUGCUGAAAUUGAUGUGGAAACACCUGACUCCAUCUUAGUGAACACAAAUCUGCGGGCGCUGAUCAACAAGCACACAUUCUCUGUCUUACCCACAGACUGUCAGCAACGGCUGCUGCUGCUGCUCCCAGAGGUGGACAGGCAGGUUGGGGCAGACAGUUUGAUGAAGAUGAGUGGCUCCGCACUCAACAAUGAGUUCUUCACUUCAGCUGCCCAGGGCUGGAAGGAGAGGUUGUCAGAAGGUGAGUUCACCCCAGAAAUGCAACUGAGAAUACGGCAGGAGAUUGAAAAGGAGAAGAAGGUGGAGCUAUGGAAGGAACGAUUCUUUGAGAGUUACUAUGGUCAAAGUUCUGGAAUGAGUCCUGAAGAAUCCAAGAGACUGACAACAUACACCAGCACGCCUGACACACAGGCCAGGAAUCCACCAGCUGAACAGAUGAAAUGCAUGCUAGUCUCCAAGGCACCACCCAGAAAAGAAGAGAGAACUCCUCUGUCAGAGUCUAAACCACAGGCGGUGCAGGUACCACCACCAGCAGUGAAAAAAGGAGGAGCGGAAAGAAGAGAAGAUGUGCAUCUCCAAAUAGGCAAACCUGCAGCAUCUGUAAAUUCCUCAGCUAACAAUGCACCGAAACUUAAUGACCAAACUCUCUCUAGGCCUCUGAAGGGUACUGAGGGAUCCAUGCAAGCGAAGCCACAAGCUGCCUCUUGUCAGAAACCAGAAGAAGAAAGACAGCACACUCCAUCCAAGGAUCUGUCAGUAAAGGGGAACACAAGCACCUCAGCCUUGGCCCCAAACAAACCAAAGAGCCCCAAAGCAGGCGAAGCAGUGGCAAGCAUGGCGAGUCAAGUGACUCCCCAGCAGACACCUAAAAAGGAACCCCCUGCAACUGAACAAAUGGAUGUCAGUGCUGAGGGCCUCAAGAGGAAGUCAGAGAGUCAGGAAGAAGCACCGAUCAGUCCUGAAAAAAAGCCACGAAUCAUGGACAACUGCCAGUACCAGCAGUCAUUUCGGACCCAACCACAGUCCUUUCCUGUGGCUGGGGAGGGGGCACAGGGGCGAAAGGUUCCCCCACUCAAGAUUCCUGUCUCCAGAAUCUCCCCGAUGCCAUUUCUUGCUAGCCAGGUCUCUCCCAGGGCUUGCUUUCCAACCUCUGUCACCAGUCCUGGAAGAACAGGGGCCAGAACUUUGGCAGACAUCAAAGCAAAAGCCCAGCUGGCCAAGGCCCAGAGGGCAGCUGCUGCAGCCGCCGCCGCUGCCGCCGCCUCCAAUGGGGGAGCCGUCCCAGGGCCCGGCCCAGGAGGUGGUGGUGGUCCAGGCGGGGGAGGAAGAGCGGAGAAGAGUGGUACAGCAGCAAGUGGAACCAAUGAAACUGGAAUUAAAGGCAGUGCACUGGAACUGGCAGGAACUGGAAGCGGGGGAAGUACGAGAAGGCCUUUUCCCCAUUGUCCAGCGUCCCAUUCCCAAGCGGAGACCCAGGCCACGGAGUGGACAUCACCUCUCAGUGUCUCUAGAGCACAACUACAGCAAACGCCCACAGUACAAUCCAGAACUGCAACCAGCAACGGAGGCAAAGAUUCGUCAUCACCAGCCCCACCAGCAUUAGAGAAAAUGAACAGAAUAAAAGUGAGCCCUCCCAAUGUGACUGUAAGUCAGGUUUCCAGACCAUCUGUGGUCUCAAGCCACAUAUAUACUCUCAGUAAUGACAGACAAGAGAGAGCACCUUCAGCUCCAGCAGGUCUAAGCCAGAUCUCAGGGGCACCGCCUGUCAGGGAUGAAGCAGUCUAUGUCAAUGUAUCCAGAGCAGGUACUGACAAAAAUGUGACUAAGUCAGCACUUACUACCACAGAAGAGACCAGCUUAAGUAUUCCUAAGAGCAAACCUCUUUCCCCUCUGAUGUCUUCGCUGACAGCGGUAACCUCAGAAACUCAGGCUGGUGUUGUGGUAGCAUCUACUAUAUCUACUCCAUCCUAUAGCACUUUGUCAGUAGCCCCUAGCCUUAAAGUACAUCUAGCUCCCUUGAGCACAAGUGGGCCCCUCCUGAAGACGAGCUCCAGUAUUCCUGCUAACAAUCCUUUGGUCACCCAGCUGCUCCAAGGUAAAGAUGUCCCAAUGGAACUAAUCAUGCCUAAGCCUCUCACCAAAGUAGAAAUGAAAACUGUCCCACUAGCUCCAAAUGAAUCAAAAGAGUCGGCAUUUUCCAGUGCCACAAGCACAGCUGGGAAUGGCUCUGGAGGGGAAAGUGGCGAGAGACAAUCAAAUUUAGCCAUGCAACAACUUGGAAAGAUAUUUUUCCCAAGCAGGCAGCUGCCCCAUGUUCCAAGGACAUUUCCCCUCUUCUCCGGAAAGGACUUGAGGAGCACUAGUAUUGACCAAUACCAGUGCCAAGAGGCACUCGACAAAGCCACUCAAGAGCAGAUCCUUCAGACUCUUAUCAAGCGGGUUCAGAGGCAGAAUCUGUUUUCAGUCCUGCAGCCUUCACAGCUCAGCCUCGUUCACUCAGGUUUCCAGUUAGACAACAGCUCCACCAGUCAGAGAUUCAUGCUGGGUUUCAUGGGCAGGAGGACAUCCAAGCCUGCUAUGUCUGGCCAUUACCUGCUGAAUAUUUCCACCUAUGGUCGCGGCUCGGAGAGUUUCAGGAGAGGUCUGUCCAUGAAUCCUGAGAACCGCUUGUGUCUGCAUGAUCCUUCUAAUGAUCCAAAAAUAGAAUGUGGGGAAUGUGAAGAAAUAGCUGGCAAUGGUAGUAGCAGUGCUGAAGAAGAUGCAGAUGAUGAGAGUACUGGUGAUGAACAUGAACAUAUCAUUGUAAAAGAGGAACCCCUGGUUUCCCAGGUCUCUGGCCAGCAUGAAAGAGAACAGGUAUCACAAAGCGUAAACGCUUCUUCAGAUUGCAAUGUGCCUGUUAGAAAGAAUGUAAAGAAGGAGGCAGUCUUAUCUCAGCAAGCAGCAGCCCGCCCAGAGAGUGUUCACCAGUUCCCAGGAGGCCAGGUGUUUGAUGGAACUGCAUUAGCAAGAGAUUUAAUUCAGGCAGCCCAGGAGCAAAUGGCUCAUGCUAUGAGGGGAAAAAUGAUGCACCGCAAUCCUGAGGCUUACAGCGCUUCUGCACCAUCUGCAGACCCUGUGUUGCAGCAACCUCCACUACUUUCCCAUUCACACCCUUCAAAGCUAUAUGGAAACACUGCAGCACAGCUCAUUGGUCCUAGUUAUAGUGGCACUAUAAAUGUCUCCACCUCUCCAGACGUAAACCAAGGGUCUCUCAUGACUGGGCUGUCCGAGUGCAAUCAGUUGGCCAGUAGCAUGGGGAACGUCAUGUCUUUCUCUGUGACUGUAACCACCAUUCCCGCCAGCCAGGCUAUGAACCCUGGCAACCACAAUCAGACCAUCCCAGUUCAAGCCUUUGGUGAUGACAACAACAUGGAGGAUUCACCUUCUAAAUGCUACUGCAGGUUGAAAGCCAUGAUCAUGUGCAAGGGUUGUGGUGCCUUCUGCCAUGACGACUGCAUUGGCCCCUCUAAGCUCUGUGUCUCCUGCCUUGUAGUACGGUAACUGAGACAUAUGAGAUGAGGAGAAGGAUGGCUUGGUUUUGUGCCUCCUUUUGAAAUUCUUCGCAGGAAGAAAGAGGGGUUUUACUGCCUUGCACAAGAGACACAUUACUGAAUCAGGAAUACAGAGUAGCGUUCUUCGUUCAUUGAAGAAAGAGCACCUUGUUGUAUAGUGAGUCUAAGCGAGCUCAACUAUGUGAAUUGUGACAAGAGUUUGCACUUAAGGAAUCAUGUAAAUAUGUCACAUUAUUUUGUUUAAAAAUUAUUUUUUCAAUCUUUUAGGAGACAAUGUUUGACUUGUACUGCAGAUUCAUUAACCACACCUCCUAUCAGUCCCUAUCCCUGGUUAGCCUAAGCUCUGCUCUAUAUUGAUGACAGAACUUCCAGCCAAACUUUAGCCCCUUGGUCUUUCCAUAGCAAAAGAGACGAACAAGAAGAAUUAAAAGAACUGAGAGAUCAAGAAGAUUUAAGCCUUUAUGCUAUCUGGCACAGAACUUUGAGGUUUGGAGCAUCAGUUCAGGGUUGGCUCAGUCUUUUGAUCAUUCAGAUGAUUGGGAAGUGGGAGGCAUUAGUUUUAUAACAGCCUUUCAAAUGGUUGCCUAUCAGUUUCCCCCUGACUCUAAGUUUCUGGAAGCCAAAGUGGGUUGUGCAAUAGUGGCUGGGGUUUUUUGGUUGCAUACCAUCCCCUUUCCAACUCAUCAGUUACAAUAACAUUGUCCAUGGGAAGGCAACACCAUGGUUCUCAACUACUUCUGGGAGAUUGGAAAGGCAACUAUAGUAGUCAUCAUCUUCAAGAACUCAAGUAAUAAAAAGCAACUAGUGACUAUCAGCAACUCUAGGAGACCAUUUAAAGCAGAGAUCUCUAAUAUGAAUUGAACUACAUGUCAGAAACUUGCUUUAUGAGGCAUUACAGUCUUAGUACUGAGGUGUCUCCCCCACAGUUUCCAACCAUCAAACAGGACAAUACAUUACACAAGUUAAAUGCACUAAAUGACACCUGCUGAAAUAUUGUUUGCCAGGAAGCUUGCCAUGGCUAAUGAAGACCUCCACAAUAAGCUAAUGUAUGGAAAAGAUCAUAUAUCUAGCUAAGUGUAAGGCAUGGGACCCAAGGGUUGGGUUGGCUGCAUCAUUGUCCCCUGAGGACAUUUCUUCAAGUUUCAAAACAUCAAAUCCUUUGGCCUGAUCUCCACAUUUUACUCAGAGACCCAGGAUUCUAGCAGUAGAAGUCACAAGUCAAGAAUGAGGAGCACUGGCAGAAGUAGGUGGGGAUCAUAGGACUGGCAUAGUGGGGGCUACUGUCAUGAAUGAGGUUACUGGCAAAGCUGUGUGUGAGGAGAUUACCCAGAGCUGGCCUACCUAAUGCCAGGUUGCAGCUAGUGAUAUCAAUCCUUCACUCUCAAGAGCAUUAAUAUUCACAGUGUCUGCCAAAUUAAUCAAUCAGAAUUGAACAGGUAUUACAGCACCAUCAUCUCAGCAACAAGAAUGUGUAACAGGCUGACCCGUAAAGUACUUAAAUACCCAGCCCUUCCCAUGGUGUGAGAGUUAAGCAUACUCCAGCUCAAAUUUCACAAUAUCAAAGCACUAGAUUAUCUAUAGGUAAAGUCCUCUUCCCAGCAAAGAACAUCAGUCUCAAGAAUCGCAUCCAGUCCAUGUUGUCUCUGUUUGAGAAACAAAUAAGUCGAUUAGAUAGAAAUUCAUGUAUCUUUUUGAUGAAAGGGCAUAGAAAUCACUUUUAAUCCAAAGGCAUUUUUAAAAUGAAGCAAUAUUAAAAAAGUAGGUGUGAUAAGUUAUCAUUAGAUACACCAUUAGCUAGUCCUCUCAGAGCUUUGGGCUUUUUUUCCAGUUUGAAUGUACUCCUCCUCCUUCCCCUCACAUGAAAAGAGUAUCUGGGGUGCUGUUAUUAAAUGUAGGCAAUGUAGAUGACUGUACACAAUGCAUUUUAUCGAACGGUGGCAAUUUAUUUGUUGAUGAAAACGUUGAGUGCCUAACCCCUCAAUACUGAAAAUAUCUCCCUCCCUGCCUGUCUGUGGGUGCCACCUUCCAAAUCAAGAUUAUCAACAGUGAAAUAUCAUAAACUGUAUUAUAUUCCCAUCUUCAGUCUUGCUCAUCCUAAAUUUGUUGGGGGAGUAUGUCCCCUAAUUGUACCUAGGUAAAUAUUUUUAAAUCCAUUGCUCCAUGGCAGAAAAAUUAACACCAACAAAAAUAGCCCCUUGUUUUUUGAGACAUGCCAAAUGUGCACUGUCAGCAGCAUUUCACCAGUAAGCAAACAAUAUCCCCAGAUUUGGCACAUACCAGAUACUAUAGCUAGUGAUGUGGGUGUGCAUGCAAAAAAGCAAACCAAGCAAAAGAACCAUUUUGGCUUCUGCCGUGCAAAACCACUUAUUCUGUCACAGAGGUAUACUUUUGCUUUAUCGACCUAGUGCAUUCUAGAGCAAGGGCCCAUUAGGGUAGUAACGCAAUACUUCCAAUUUUCCUCCGGUGCAAGAAGCAUCCUUUGAAUUAUGGAAUACCGUGUCAGAUGGACAUUAUGGUAUCAUGCACACAGCUAACUGGUAACUAAAAUGAACAAGACUCCUGUUCUCUGAAGCACUGAGAGACAUACAUCCAUUUCUGUUUCCUUGCUAUCUCAGGGCUUGUCUACACAGGAAAGUUUUACCAGUUAUACUGGUAUAAUGAUGUAUCUUCUUCUUCCUUGCCACUUCCCCAAUCAGGGUCAGCAGCUUUUAUAGCCUUCUUCCAAAACUCAUGACUGUACGCCUGGUUGUCCUGCGAAUUGGUCUAAGGUCAGUUGAUAUCCAGUCUGUGUACCGAGUUUUUGAUCUCCCCAUUGGGAAUAGGUAUAAUGUUGUUUAUAUAUAAAUAUAUAUACUGGUAUAACUCCUUCCCACCUGACAUAUACUAAACCAAAAAAGGCACCCCUUUGCUGUACAUGCUGUAACUCCCCUGUUUGGAUGCUGCAGGCAUGAACUAUAGAGUACCUAGUUCUUGUUGACUUACUCCUGGUUAAAACACAGACUAGGUACCUUUUAGUUCUCGCCCACAUGGUCUGUGCAGGGGAGUUACAGCUUGUCAUGCUAGUGACUACUGCAAUUCACACCCCAUAUUCCAAACUGGAGGUUAUGUAGACAAGCCCUUACACCAGAAUAAUAGUGACAUCCAGGGGGAGUUAUAUUGGUAUAUCGGUUUUUAAAUCCACACCCUAGUUUAUACAGGUGCAAUUUUCCUAGGUUGACAAGCCUCAUAAGAAGGGAGUAGAAGACAUUGAGGGAACAGCACAAAGUGGCCUGUGGGCCAGUUUGUGUUGGUUGGGAUUUUAUGCCUGUUGCAACUUUCACUUUAAAAGACCUGAAGUUUUGUUUUCAGCAGUAUAUUUUAAAAUAGAAGUAAAGCCCCUAAUUUUGAUUCCAACCUUAAUUCCCUUAAAAUUUGUGGUGUCACCUCAGGUGGAGUUUGUAUGUCUGGCUUCCCAUGUUCUGUUCACCUAUUUCUCUCUGUGAGAUGCUGCUUGUGAGUCAUAAGUAGCUGCUGUUGCAUGAAAUACUACUUCAGGAACUGAAUUACUUUACAGAGUCAUUAUCCCAGCAAGAAGGGAACUAGAUCUAGUAAGUGUCCAGUUUGGAUUUGUAAUGACCACUGAGAUGUCAGUAGGACUCCACAGAUCCUUUUAGUGGUCACUAUAACCUUAUUAGAUGAUGAUCUAGAGGUUUACAGCUCAGUUUAGUGCCUUAGCUAUAUUUGGUUGGGUCAAUAGUUUUACUGUUGCUACCCCUUCCCAAUAUGAUGAAUCCUCUUGGCUGGAAGGUUUUGAUCUCACCACAAUUAAACAAGCUCUUUAUCUGGAACUUGAUAGAACAGUAUCCCUAGGUUCACCAGCGGGCAUUAAGCAGCUAGGUAACCAUUAGAAAGGAUGGGGUUUGGAUUACUGAACAUUUCAACAAGAAUAGGUCUGCCAAAAACCAUGACAGCUUUGCACAUUUCACAAUGCUGGGUAUUGAAUAACAGUUGUUUCAGAUAGGAAAACCUGAAGCCAAAGUAGGAAUAUUCCCUUUGUUAGUCAGCAGUCUUGGUGCUAAGACUUUUCCCUUCAGCCCCAGUUCUUUCUAAUCAUCUGUCCUAAAAUGUUUCCUCCAGCAAAAUAACAAACCUUUCCUAUUGGCUACUGUUAGUCAAGGGACAUUGUGGAGUAAUCUAGACGUAACAGUUUUGGCUUUGGCAUCCAAUAGCACUUUAUAAUAAAUGCCAAUGUAAAAUAGAAUACCCAAACUAUUUUACAACACCUAAUGUCAAAGCAAUGUUUGUGACAUAAAACAUUACAACAAGAAAAGGUUAUUUAGAUUUAAAUCUUCCCCUGCUUGGAUUGCAAUACAGACCCUGCAGCAUGAGAACCAGAAAGUGAAACUGAUCAGUCUGAUUUCACAGUUCAGUGCAAAGAAUAAAUACUUUUAUAUACACAUUCCAUGAAUGGAGAAGUAAAUGGAAUCUUAGAAAUGAUUUUCAAGUUUCUGAGAUAGCAUUAGUAACAGGGAAGGAAACUUGUUUUUAGGUUGACAAUGUCUCUUUUUAAACGUGAGGAAAAGACUGAUACUAUGUAAAUGAUGGACCCUAUCAGCAGAGUUGUACUUAGGUUUGCAACAGUAAAAAUGUUAAGGAAGCCAUUUCCUGAAAGUUAAUUAUUGGACAGAUGAGUAACUGCCAGAUGUCCUCACUGCUUGUCAUUACUGCUUAAAUUACGUCCAUUUAAAUUGUUCUAGAGGCUGUUAAGAACAUUAUGGGCCCAGUUCUUUCUCAUUCUCAUGAGUGGUCCUGUGGAAUACAAGAAUAUACAUGUGAGUAAAGGAGGCAGCGCUGGACACUGUAAUUGGAACUGGGUUGUGUUUGCUUUAGUCCAAUGAGGAAGGCUUUCCGCAUUUAAUUUAGAGUAAUCUUCGUUAGAGUAAUUUUUCAAAAGUAGCCACCAGUUUUAGGAUGCCUCAAUCCUGGGGACUGGAUUCUGCGGAGUGUCCACAAUUCCAGCUUUCAGCACCUCCGAAAAUCAGGCCUAAGGGUGUUAGAUGGAGUACUCAAAAUUGAAGAUCACUUCUGAAAACGUGACUGUUACAGUGGAGGUGGGAGGACAAGGGGUGGCAUCCUCCCGUUUGGGUGUUGCCAGCUGCUGCAGCUAGCAUGGCUUUUAUCACAGGAGGGAAGGAGCCCUUUGUUAGGAAGUUACUGCCUGUGGCACCUCACAGCUCUGGAAACUAUCUUCAAUUAAUCGAGAAAGAAAAGGAGGACUUGUGGCACCUUAGAGACUAACCAAUUUAUCUGAGCAUCAGCUUUCGUGAGCUACAGCUCGCUUCAUCGGAUGAUGUGAGCUGUAGCUCACCAAAGCUGAUGCUCAGAUAAAUUGGUUAGUCUCUAAGGUGCCACAAGUCCUCCUUUUCUUUUUGCGAAUACAGACUAACACGGCUGCUACUCUGAAACCUGUAAUUAAUCCAGAGUGCAUGAAACCAGCAUGGGUGAGAGAGAAUCUCUUAAAAACUUCAAGUCCUGUUGCUACCAGCAGGGAGAACGGCUCAAAUGUUUGCUAGGAUGACAAUGAGUUUUCUUUGUUACUUUUUUUUAAUGCUAUACGUUUGAUACAAAAGAAGAUCAAUUUUAAGAGCUUACAGUAAUAUAUUUUAAGUAAUAUAUAUUUUAAUAUUUGUGUAAAAAAUGACAAAGGAAGAUUUGUGAACUAGAUAUACAGGGUAUUGUGUGUGUGCAGUUUCUCAGCAGGGCCGAGACGAUUUCCCUGGCAGGGGAACUGAAAGCACUUGGGUUUUCCAUUAAUGCAAUAAAAGUGGGGAUUCUUAAAACAAAAAUCCAAUAGUGUUUACCAGAUGCUCUUUCAUUUUGUUUGGCCACAAGGCUUGUAAACAUGAUUUAGAAGAUGAUAAACUUUUGUCUGUCUUUUGCCUUUUUAAAAGGGACUUAAAUUGGAAUAGAGGGUAUGUAUAGAAAAUUCAAGGUGACACCAUUUUAAAAGUCGUAUUUUUUCACAAAUAAUAUAGAAGAAUCAUAUUUUACAUAAGAAUUUUAAGUAUUUGAAAUAAAUAUGUAUAUAAAUAUACUGUAUGUACUUCAUAUAUUCUUUUAUUUUACGUUUAAUUGUAUUAAAAAUAUUGGAGCUGGUUGGAGUUCCUACCUAUGUAUUAAUGUAAAAGAGAGAGAGAGGAGCACUGCCUCUUGCCAUUGCAGCAGUUGCUGCUGCAGCAGAUUGUAGGGUAGCAAAAAAGCUUGACGCGCCGCAGCGAAUGAAUUGGACUAGGUUAGCUGUUUUAGAAAUACAGCACAGAAUUUUUUUUUCAGUCUUGUGUCCUGUUUGUGUGUCCGUUUAUGUUCUGUCCUAUCGUGGAACAAUCAAUGGUGAGAAGACAAGGAGUUGAGGUGGAGCUUUAUACAAGCACUGCCGAAGAGACAUAGUGGUACAAAGCUACUCAACUAAAAUCAAAAGCAACCAUUAGAAUUUUAAUAAAUGUAGCUAAUAGUUUAAUUCUUAUGUCGUCCUCUGAUAGCGCAGAUGGGGAAUGAAUACAACUUGCCAAGAGCCUCAGUAUAUUUGGGAUUUCAAGGCAACACUCUCUUAACGAGUUUUCUUUUCUAGGAUCUUGGGUCCAAUAUCACUGUAGAGAGUGAUGUGUGCCAUCAGUCACUACUGGAAGAUGGAAUGGGUUUUCUUCUACUAUACUUGGGCAGGACCCCUAGAAAACUCCCUAAGGGGAAGCACUAGUAAAUCUGCUGAGACUGCUGGCAACAUUCAUCAUAGGAAUUCUGUUUCCAAGAUGCUGUAACUUGGACACAAGAAUUCCCAGAGGUACAAGAUCACAAAUUAUAUGAAUAUAAAAAAGACAAAAUUCUAGUUAGAAGGGAAAUGAUAGGUGGCUGCAGACUACCUGAACAAUCAGCUAUGAUACAUGUGCAUUAUAUACAGCACAUCCAGUGCAGUUUACCUAAUAGUGGCCCCAAACCUGUGAAGUGCUCAGCAUCUUCAAUUACCAUUGAAAUCAGUGGCAGCUGAGGUUGCAAUGCACCUUACAGGAUUAGACUAAAGUCCAUAGUGUAUGUGUCACAGCUGAUUUGUAUUGUAAUAUCACAUCCAUUCCCCCACACCCCAUUAUUACAUCACAGAUGCAUAAAGAGUAAAGCUCUUAUGGCAAUGUUCAGGGUUAGAUUAACCCAAUCAUUCAAGAACACAGUACAUUUAAGUUGCUGCCCUUUUGAUCAGUGGCUCCAAUUCUGGGCCUUCCUCUGUCCCCCAGACACCAACUCUGCAGACAUACAGGGGCUGUAAAGCUAGCAAAUCUCCCCAGCAGGAAAGGUCUCCCCUUGGUGGCAUAAGAGAGACAGAAUUGACUCUGUCAGUCCCUGGUGUGGGGCAAUACUGAGCAAGGGAGGAGGCAUGGCUAGAACUUGCUGCACUUUGGCUGUUCUGGGCUGACAGAAGGCUCCAGAAUCUGGUGCAUAAAGGUGAAACACAGACACUUUGCCCCUUCACCUUUUGGAGGUGCUGCGCUCACCUCAGAUGUACCCCAAAUUGGAGCCACUGUGUUUACCAUAGCCCAAACCGCUCUGCCGCAACUGCUGGAAUCUCUCUGAUAAACAAGAAUUGUGUUCACAAAAACUCUCUGUGAUCGGGGUUUGUGGGAAGGGACAUUGAAUGCAAAAAAGCUAUUUGAUUUGUGUUAAGGGUUUGACUUUAAAGAAAACUCAAAGACAGACAGUUUUGUUAUUGUUAAGAUUAUUUUCCAAACACCCCCAAAUAUGCCAGGCCUCUAUUUACAUACACAGAGUGAGAUCAUUUUUUAAUAAAGUCAUUUUAUCUUUCUUUCUCUGACUUGCAGUCUGCACAUUCAAAGGGGUUUUCACUCUAAACAGCUGCACUAGAAGAAGGUGACACUGUUUGGGUGUGUCUACGUAUCUAUAACUAGAGUGUAUAUGUGUGUGUGUGUAUAUACAACUAUAUUUUACAUAAAUGUACCUACAAAGGCUGUAAGUCCAUCUCAGGAUUCUGGUGACAUGAAUUUUGAGAACAAAGUUUGAGUUACCACAACCCUGAUGUGGAGUUACAGUUUUUAUAUUUGUUUUAAUAUUUAAAAUAUAUGGGUUAGAAACAAAUAUACAGUAUGUGUUGUUUUGAUCUGCACUUUGUCUAAACAUUCCUAGUCCUGCUGGUACUGCUGCAGCUCCCAUCCCUUCCUGCCCCGUUUAAAACUUAGAAGCCAACUUUUCCCCUCUGGGUUUUCUUUCAGUUGCACUUCUCAGAGGCUGAUUAGUGUUUCUAUGCAAAAAGCUGUGCCAAGAGUGUAAUAGUCCUGGGUUUGGUCUUUUAUAGUAGGACAUCACAGCUGAACUCCAGCCCCAACACUGGGAAAAGUGAGCUGAUGGCUGAUGCAGCCCGUUGGCAAUUUGAUUCUGAAAUAGUCCCUUUGCAAACUAGCAGAGUCAAGCAAUCAAACUUAACUAAGUAGUAGUCAAAUAAGAAACCUGUCAUUUUCUGUUAUCCAGUGAUAAGUUUGACCUGAACAGUAAGAUUAUUGUAAUUCACUCUCCUCCUUAAUGAGGAAAUGACACAAUUUCCAGGCAUUUAAAAAAACGUAAUGGGUCAAUUCCAUUAAACCAGCAAUCACAGCAGAGAGAUGUGUGGCCCGUAAUAUGGCAGCUUUGCAGAUUGGCAGAGUUCAUUCUAGUAAACUGAUUCUCUCCCCAAAUGAAAAAUAAAAAUAAUUUUAAAAGUCUGCUUCGGGGUCUGCUGUAUAAGAUUCCACCUUAACUUCUCACCAGCAUUAAAAAGGAUCUGAGGAGUGCUAAAAACAGCAUAUUUGUAUCUUGUCACUUUGAGAUAUGUGUGUCCUUUGGAGGUAGCACUUUGAAAAGCGAAAGCCUGCCUUGUGGCUUAUGUCUUAUUGCAGAUUAAGUUCCUCUUCCCCUCACUCCUUAUUUUUGUCAUGUAAAACUACCUGCUUCAUAAAUGAAUGUAAAAUACAAUAGUUCUUCAGCACAUGGAUAAAUGUGUAUUUUAUCUUAAUGUUUCAUUUUAUGUUAAAUAAAAGCAUAUGAUUUAUGGUCA
Messenger RNA from Caretta caretta (loggerhead turtle), 14191 nucleotides. The record is from RefSeq and is a predicted model, not a curated record. Lineage: Eukaryota; Metazoa; Chordata; Testudines; Cheloniidae.